CCUGCGCUUCGUUCGCUUCACUAGGUAGGUCAUAGUACUGGUUCGAUUGGUCCACACAUGAGUGAGUACUGAGGGCGAGCGGCAUGACCAGCCACCGCCACAGCUCGCCGUCGGCGCCGCCACUGGACGACGACAACCUGCUCCGCGAGAUCUUCCUCCGCCUACCACCGCAGCCCUCCUCCCUCCCCCGCCGUCUGCAAGCGCUGGCGCCACCUCCUCUCCAAUCCUCGAUUCCUCCGUCGAUUUCGCAUCCACCACCGCAGCAACCCUCCCCUCCUCGGUUUCUUUGUCAUGAGUAAGAGCGGCAUAUCCUUCGUGCCUACAAUGGAGGCCCCCAAUCGUGCCCCGCCCGGGCGACUUUCCUUGCAGCUCCACGGCCGCUCCUUCCGGUCAUUCGGAUGUCGCAAUGGCCUCGCACUACUAAUCUGCGGCCAGAAGCGGCGCCAUUUCUUUGUGUGGGACGCCGUCACAGGUGACAAGCACCACCUACCCUUUCCCCCGUGGUUGUUUGACUUGGGUCCAAACACGGUCGCCGGGUUCAACGCGGCGGUGCUUCGUGCUGUCGGAGACGUGCACUUCCAGGUGGUCUUUGUAGCAACAAACAUGGACACACGCCAAGUGCUCGCUUGCCUUUACUCGUCGGAGACUGGCCUAUGGGGUGACCUCAUUUCAACACCGAUUCCAUCAGAGUUUCCGAAUGUAUAUCCUGACAUAGUCUUUCUGCCGUCGAAUGUGCUAGUUGGGAAUUCCAUUUACUGGAUUGUGAGUUCAAGCACCCUUGAAACUCAUGCGAUCCUUGAGUUUGAUUUGAAGAGCCAGAGCUUAGCUGUGAUACCGGUGCCAGUAGAGCAUAUGCUUAAAUUUGGACAACACACGUACAGGGUUAUGCGGGCGGAGGGUGGUGAGCUUGGUUUCUUCUACCUGUCAUCCUUCACCGCUCAACUGUGGAGGAGGAAGACUGAUUGUGAUGGUGUUUAUUCAUGGGUGCUCGGAAGAACUAUUGAACUAGACAAGCUACUUUCCUUGAACACAGGGAAUGGCUGGGUCCCACUCAUACGAGGGUUUGCUGAGAAUAAUAAUGUGGUUUUCCUGGGUACAAACAUCGGCGUCUUCAUGGUCCAUCUUGAGUCGCUCAAGUUCAAGAAUCUUUUCGAACCCAGCAUCUCACUUUAUUACCAUCCAUUGGAGUGUGUCUACACUGCAGGCAUUGGUGGUGAACAUGAUGCAGAUGAUCUCUUGCACAAUACAUAAGAUGAUUAUCUGGCUAGAUAUGCUGUUGUGGUGUACUGCCUGAGCAGGUAUCUAUGAUUAUACUCCGGUGGCUAAGAUGCGGGAAUGGGUAGUGUGCUGUAGGUUCUUCCAUUUGGUAUGUUGUGCAUUAGGGGUCUGUGAUGUGCUCCACCCAGAAAUUGGCCCUCGUGAAUCGUGAAGUUUGCCUUGUAGUGAUUAAUUGCUUAAUUUGCUGACUUAUCCUUGUAUGUUCCAAUUUCUGUAUGGAGACAAAGUGACUUGCUUGGAUUAAUGGUUAUUGUUGGCCAUAUCAAUUAAUCUUCUGUGCUUUUCUUA
Messenger RNA from Lolium perenne, 1566 nucleotides. RefSeq lists its product as uncharacterized. The record is from RefSeq and is a predicted model, not a curated record. NCBI's taxonomy places the organism in Eukaryota, Viridiplantae, Streptophyta, Magnoliopsida, Poales, Poaceae.